Hevea brasiliensis (rubber tree) is the source of this 784-nucleotide messenger RNA. Its product is annotated as ubiquitin-conjugating enzyme E2 36. The record is from RefSeq and is a predicted model, not a curated record. Bases 122 to 583 code for a protein of 153 amino acids. Gene Ontology annotation, cellular component: nucleus. NCBI's taxonomy places the organism in Eukaryota, Viridiplantae, Streptophyta, Magnoliopsida, Malpighiales, Euphorbiaceae. The transcript is spliced from 8 exons. Gene Ontology annotation, molecular function: ubiquitin conjugating enzyme activity. Gene Ontology annotation, biological process: protein K63-linked ubiquitination; DNA damage tolerance.
AGGCGCCCAAAAAGUGCCAUAAGUUGCCCUUAAAAUAGUUGUUAUAGAGUUUAGUGAGAGAAACGAAAUUUCUCUCCUAAAAACCCUUGAGUUAGCGUUCUCUUCAAUCGACCUCCGACAAAUGGCCAACAGUAAUCUUCCUCGAAGAAUCAUUAAGGAAACUCAACGUCUCCUCAGUGAACCAGCACCGGGAAUCAGCGCUUCACCAUCAGAGGAUAAUAUGCGAUAUUUUAACGUGAUGAUUCUUGGCCCAACACAGUCUCCAUAUGAAGGUGGGGUUUUCAAGCUGGAAUUAUUUUUGCCUGAAGAAUAUCCGAUGGCUGCACCAAAGGUUCGAUUUCUUACCAAAAUUUAUCAUCCUAACAUUGACAAGCUUGGAAGGAUAUGCCUUGAUAUUCUCAAAGACAAAUGGAGUCCUGCUCUCCAGAUACGAACUGUACUUUUGAGUAUCCAAGCACUUCUUAGUGCUCCAAACCCUGAUGAUCCACUUUCUGAGAACAUUGCCAAGCAUUGGAAAACAAAUGAGGCUGAAGCUGUUGAGACAGCAAAGGAAUGGACCAGAUUAUACGCAAGUGGUGCAUGAUGGUAUGGUGGAAACUUACCAUCAAAUGAAGAUCAUGUUAUAUAUGCUAUUAACUGUUAAUUUGAAUCAAAAUUUGAAGAUUUGAUGUUUGAACAAAUUAUAAUUUGAUAUUUUUCAAAGCUUCCGGAUACUGCCUAUUAAAUUGCUGUCUGAUGUUGGAAGCAUCGUCUUGAAACUUGUAUGAUAAGGAAACAUUGUUCA